Molecule: messenger RNA, 1275 nt
Organism: Pelmatolapia mariae (spotted tilapia)
Lineage: Eukaryota; Metazoa; Chordata; Actinopteri; Cichliformes; Cichlidae
Product: gap junction alpha-8 protein-like
Exons: 1
Coding region: 1-1275 (424 amino acids)
Biological process (GO): gap junction-mediated intercellular transport; cell-cell signaling
Cellular component (GO): connexin complex
Molecular function (GO): gap junction channel activity
Source: RefSeq, a predicted model, not a curated record
AUGGGUGACUGGAGCUUUCUGGGUAAUAUUUUAGAGGAAGUCAACGAGCACUCUACGGUGAUCGGCCGGGUGUGGCUCACGGUGCUCUUCAUCUUUCGCAUCCUCAUCCUGGGCACAGCAGCAGAGUUUGUGUGGGGCGACGAGCAGUCUGAUUAUGUGUGCAACACACAGCAGCCUGGAUGUGAGAAUGUAUGCUACGACGAGGCCUUCCCCAUCUCCCACAUCCGCCUGUGGGUGCUGCAAAUCAUCUUUGUGUCCACGCCGUCUCUGGUGUACGUGGGUCACGCUGUCCACCAUGUCCACAUGGAGGAGAAACGCAAAGAGCGGGAGGAGGCAGAACUUAGCCGGCAACAGGAGCUGAGUGAGGAGCGUCUUCCUCUGGCACCUGACCAGGGAAGCGUCCGCACCACUAAGGAGACCAGCACAAAAGGAAGCAAGAAGUUCAGGCUGGAGGGCACCCUGUUGAGGACCUACAUCUGCCACAUCAUCUUCAAGACACUGUUUGAAGUGGGCUUUGUGGUGGGCCAGUACUUUCUGUAUGGCUUCCGCAUCUUGCCGUUGUAUAAAUGCAGCCGCUGGCCCUGCCCCAACACGGUGGACUGCUUUGUGUCUCGCCCCACAGAGAAGACUGUCUUUAUCAUCUUCAUGUUGGCUGUGGCCUGUGUCUCACUGUUCCUAAACUUUGUGGAGAUCAGUCACUUGGGCCUGAAGAAGAUUCGCUUUGUCUUUCGAAAGCCAGCGCCUGCUCCGGGGCCAUCCCAAGGCGAAGGGUUGGCCCCCCUGCCGCCACAAGGGAAGAGCCUGCCCCCCCUGGCUGUUCCCUCUCUGCAGAGAGCAAAAGGUUACAGGCUGCUGGAGGAGGAGAAAGCUCCCCCCAUGACUCACCUCUACCCACUGGCUGAGGUGGGCAUGGAGGCUGGCAGAGGGGCCCCACCCUUCCAGGGGUUGGAGGAGAAAGUGGAGGAAGUGCUGCCCAUGGAGGACAUCUCUAAGGUGUAUGACGAGACUCUGCCCUCCUACGCCCAGACCACUGAGACAGGAGGGGUGACAUUACACGAGGAAGAGGCUGAGGAGGUGCAGCCGCCAGAGGCGGAAGCAGAGAGGGUGGAUCUGGCUGCAGAAGAGGACAUCGAGGUAGAGGAGGCGGUGAACGGGGAGGGGGCAACUCCAGCAGAGGCAGGAACGGAAGCUGCGGAAACGAUAGAAGACAACAGGCCGCUGAGCCGACUGAGCAAAGCCAGCAGCAGGGCCAGGUCAGACGAUCUCACCGUAUGA